Molecule: messenger RNA, 1254 nt
Organism: Eruca vesicaria subsp. sativa (arugula)
Lineage: Eukaryota; Viridiplantae; Streptophyta; Magnoliopsida; Brassicales; Brassicaceae
Source: the annotation of a GenBank genome assembly
AUGGCGUCUCUGGCUCAACAAUUCACGGGGUUGAGAUGCUCCCCACUCUCUUCCUCCUCCUCUAGGCUAUCGAGGAAACCGUCCAAAACCUUUCCGCAGAACAAAUCCGCCUCCGUUUCUCCAACGAUCGUCGCCGCGGUGGCGAUGUCUAGCGGGCAGACAAGAGAGCGUCUGGAGCUGAAGAAGAUGUUCGAGGACGCUUACGAGCGGUGCAGAACUGCUCCAAUGGAAGGUGUGGCCUUCACUGUCGACGAUUUCGCAGCUGCUAUUGAACAGUACGACUUCAAUUCCGAGAUUGGGACUAGGGUCAAAGGAACGGUGUUCAAGACUGACGCAAAUGGCGCAUUAGUUGACAUUUCUGCAAAGUCUUCUGCUUACUUGUCAGUAGAACAGGCUUGCAUUCACAGAAUCAAGCAUGUGGAAGAAGCUGGUAUAGUUCCUGGUAUGGUUGAAGAGUUUGUCAUCAUAGGUGAAAACGAAAAUGACGAUAGUUUACUACUGAGCUUAAGGAUGAUCCAAUACGAGCUUGCUUGGGAACGGUGCAGGCAGCUUCAAGCUGAGGAUGUCAUUGUUAAGGCUAAGGUUAUUGGUGCUAACAAGGGUGGAUUGGUGGCUCUAGUGGAGGGUCUUCGUGGAUUUGUACCAUUCUCGCAAAUAUCAUCGAAAGCAGCAGCUGAAGAGCUGCUUGAUAAAGAAAUACCUCUAAAGUUUGUGGAGGUUGAUGAGGAACAAACAAAGCUUGUUUUAAGCAACCGUAAAGCGGUAGCAGACAGCCAGGCUCAGCUUGGAAUUGGAUCUGUGGUUCUCGGAGUUGUUCAGAGCUUGAAACCUUAUGGUGCCUUCAUUGAUAUUGGAGGAAUCAAUGGGCUUCUCCACGUCAGUCAGAUCAGCCAUGACCGUGUCUCAGAUAUCGCAACUGUUCUUCAGCCCGGUGACACUCUGAAGGUUAUGAUACUGAGCCACGACCGUGACAGAGGAAGAGUAAGUCUCUCCACCAAGAAGCUGGAGCCAACACCUGGUGAUAUGAUUCGCAACCCAAAGCUUGUUUUCGAGAAGGCUGAGGAGAUGGCUCAGACGUUUAGACAGAGAAUCGCCCAAGCAGAAGCAAUGGCUCGUGCAGACAUGCUUCGCUUCCAACCUGAGAGUGGACUGACGCUGAGCUCUGAAGGGAUACUAGGACCACUCGGGUCUGACUUGCCAGAUGAUGGUGUAGAUCUCACCGUCGACGACAUUCCUCCCGCCGUUGAUCUUUAG